UUUCAUUAUUCUCAGUUCGUUUACAUCGGAAUAAUGAUUGCCUAUCUGAUACUAUUUUAUUGUUGUGCCCCAUUAUUUGCCGAAAUGCAUAACUUUGCCACAUCCAAUCGGAAUCUAGUGGAUCUACUGCAUAUGGAAAAUAGUUUGAUGAGCCACAUGAAUAACUAUGCAAUGGGAUUGCAGCGUAAAGUGGAUAUGAUAAAUUUAGUGCUAGCCGAGGCUGAAAAUAGGGAGCAACAGGCGAAUGGAGAUCCUGAAAGAUUCCUUGCCAAUCCUGUGACCAGUCUAUCCCUGUUUCGCCGCAUGUAUGAGGAUGUGCCAAAAUUGAUUGAUUUUCUCAAAACGGAAAUGGAAACAGAUUCCUUUAAAGCAAUUUUGAAUUACAAUUUGAGUGUAGUCAAUGAAGAGGAAUUUAAGGAAGCUGCCGCUGACGUUCUUCCCUUGUUGAUUGCUAAUGAUCUGAAUGACGAAGACGUGGCCAGUGGAUUGCUUAAUCACAUGCAGUACGGGGCACACUUAAACUCCUUAGACUGUUUGGCCCUGGGCAAUUAUUUGUGGCAUCACUUGGAUCAGGGUCAUCUAGCCAUUAAGUGGUUAAGGCUUGCCUUAGAGCGUUAUGAUGAAAAUUUAAAGCCACUUGAUGGUUUGCUGCAUUCUGGACGUAUUCACAUACUACAAAAGAUUAUAAAAGUUCAACUUGCUAUACGUCAGAUCAGUCAGAUCGAGUAAAUAUACAUACAUAUGUACAUAUAAGCAUACAAAACUGUAAUAUAUGUAUGUAUAUAUCCCUAAAUUAUGGCUGAUACUGUUCUAUUUAUACGAAUAGUUAUGGAUUUUUCAAAUUCAAAUUGCUUCUCUAUGUCUUGAUGAUGUUACUGAAAGAAAGAAGUAAGUACAUAGUUAUUCAGAAGAGUAUAAAAUCGGCAUGGGAUCUUUAAGGUAAGUAGCUCGAAAACGGAUCCAGGAUUCUUAAGAAUUGCCAAUUUAAAGGCAAUAAUUCUAUCGAGAAGCAUCUUAAAUCCACAGGACAUUAUAAAAGUUUUUAAAUUGUAUUAAAAAGCAAAUGUUUUGAGUGUUUAUUGCCUAUUAAAAGGUGCAAUUUUUCCAAUUAA
Molecule: messenger RNA, 1112 nt
Organism: Drosophila willistoni
Lineage: Eukaryota; Metazoa; Arthropoda; Insecta; Diptera; Drosophilidae
Exons: 4
Coding region: 34-729 (231 amino acids)
Cellular component (GO): endoplasmic reticulum
Molecular function (GO): protein binding; procollagen-proline 4-dioxygenase activity
Source: RefSeq, a predicted model, not a curated record